Messenger RNA from Iphiclides podalirius (scarce swallowtail), 1545 nucleotides. NCBI's taxonomy places the organism in Eukaryota, Metazoa, Arthropoda, Insecta, Lepidoptera, Papilionidae. The record is from the annotation of a GenBank genome assembly.
AUGCGGGCGAAGGAUUUAACGACGAUAAAGUUUGAUUUAAGAAAUACAAUGGCUUCAACAUCAAAGCUCGCUAAUAUUUGCCAUUUAAUAAAGAAGGCUUCCGCGAUGGUUCUGCGCUGGCUGCUGCUUUGCUGCGUGGUGCUGUGCGCCAGGCCGGUGCACCCCCAAGGGGCCCAGCAGUGUCCAACCCCAAACACCAUCACGCCCUGCAGCUGCACGGUCAAAAAGAACGGGCUGGACAUACUUUGCGAGUUCACAGAACAGCAACAUAUACAAAAGGCCAUGAACACACUGCGAUCGAAGCCGAUGAUUAUAUUCUACUUGAAACUCCGCCACAAUAACUUAGCCAAACUUCCGUCGUACAUUUUCCUGGGCCUCGACAUCCGCCACCUUACUGUGCACAACAGCAGCUUAGCUGUAAUUGAAGAUUCAUCACUGAGUUCUAUUGGAAACAAACUGACGCAACUCGACGUCUCUCAGAACAGUUUGGCUACGAUACCCACGUCAUCCUUCACGCAUCUCAAUCACUUGCUGAUUUUGAAUAUGAAUCACAAUAAGGUGACUGCCGUUCAUAACAGAGCUUUUAUCGGCCUCGAUACUUUAGAGAUUUUAACUCUAUAUGAAAACAGAAUAUCUGUUGUAGAUGCCGAGGCUUUCAAAGGACUGGAAAAAAAACUGAAAAGGCUGAACAUUGGAGGUAACGAACUAACAGCUGUACCCCAAAAAGCUUUAGCUCUGUUGGAAAACUUAAAAAAGCUAGAAAUGCAGGAAAACCGAAUCACCACGAUCACAGAGGGUGACUUUGCAGGGUUACGAAAUUUGGAUUCUUUGGGGCUUGCUCACAAUCAGCUGCGUGAAGUACCAGCUCAGGUAUUCUCGCAUUUGACCUUCCUGAACUCACUAGAACUGGAAGGCAAUCAAAUACAAAGGAUUGAUGAGAAAGCGUUCGCCGGCCUGGAAGAAAAUUUGCAAUACCUACGCCUGGGGGAUAACCGUCUCCACGACAUACCUUCGGAUGCUCUACGCCCACUGCAUCGCCUGCGGCAUCUUGAUUUGCGUUCUAAUAACAUUACGUAUAUAAGCGAGGACGCUUUUACCGGCUAUGGAGACUCUAUCACCUUCCUCAAUCUGCAAAAAAACAUGAUUCAUCAAUUACCGACAAUGGGCUUUGACAAUCUCAAUUCGCUGGAAACGCUCAAUCUGCAGAACAAUAAACUUCAACACAUUCCGGAAGAGAUAAUGGAGCCAAUAUUGGAUACACUGCGUGUGGUGGACAUAAUGGAUAAUCCAUUGAUUUGCGACUGCGAGCUGGCUUGGUACGAAGCUUGGUUGGCGGGUCUUAGGGACCGAGACGACGAGAUGAUGCAGAAGAAGCGGACAGUCUGCACUAUGGUGAACGAGCACCGGGAAUACAGCGUUGCCAAGAUGCCACUGGACAAGAUGACCUGUAAGAGGAAACCAGCGUACGGGCGAACCUCUAGCGCAAUCAAAACUUGCCCGAUUAUAACGACGAACGCCUUCCUCGUAAUCGCCGCUAGAUGGCUC